This is a messenger RNA of Grammomys surdaster, 1705 nucleotides long. RefSeq names its product 5-hydroxytryptamine receptor 2A (gene Htr2a). NCBI's taxonomy places the organism in Eukaryota, Metazoa, Chordata, Mammalia, Rodentia, Muridae. Gene Ontology annotation, molecular function: G protein-coupled serotonin receptor activity; neurotransmitter receptor activity. The record is from RefSeq and is a predicted model, not a curated record. Bases 1 to 1260 code for a protein of 419 amino acids. The transcript is spliced from 4 exons. Gene Ontology annotation, cellular component: plasma membrane; dendrite. Gene Ontology annotation, biological process: chemical synaptic transmission; G protein-coupled receptor signaling pathway, coupled to cyclic nucleotide second messenger.
AUGAGGACACCAAGUGUGGAGAUUAAAAAGCUUAAUCAAAGUCACAGAGGUAGCAAGUGGCAAGGCAAACCUGGGAUUCUCAACUUGGAAGCUUCACCCCGGAAAUUCACAAGGAGAAUACAGAAAGACAAACAGCGAGAGCAGUCCAGACUCCAGUCUCGAGGAACAACAAGCACAAAUAUGAAAAAUGUCAGAAACACAAAGAUUCAGGCUGUAGCCAGCCUGCUCCAGGCUUACUGGAUCAGCAUCGCCAGAGGGUACCGGUGGCCUUUGCCUAGCAAGCUCUGUGCGGUCUGGAUUUACCUGGAUGUUCUCUUCUCUACGGCGUCUAUCAUGCACCUGUGUGCCAUCUCCCUGGACCGCUAUGUCGCCAUCCAGAACCCCAUUCACCAUAGCCGCUUCAAUUCCAGAACCAAAGCCUUCCUGAAAAUCAUUGCUGUGUGGACCAUAUCUGUAGGUAUAUCCAUGCCAAUCCCCGUCUUUGGACUACAAGAUGAUUCGAAGGUCUUUAAGGAGGGAAGCUGCCUGCUCGCCGAUGACAACUUUGUCCUCAUCGGCUCUUUUGUGGCAUUUUUCAUCCCCCUAACCAUCAUGGUGAUCACCUACUUCCUGACUAUCAAGUCACUUCAGAAAGAAGCCACCCUGUGUGUGAGUGACCUCAGCACUCGAGCCAAACUUGCUUCCUUCAGCUUCCUCCCUCAGAGUUCUCUGUCAUCGGAAAAGCUCUUCCAACGGUCCAUCCACAGGGAGCCAGGCUCCUACGCAGGCCGCAGGACGAUGCAGUCCAUCAGCAAUGAGCAAAAAGCCUGCAAGGUGCUGGGCAUCGUGUUCUUCCUGUUUGUUGUAAUGUGGUGCCCGUUCUUCAUCACCAACAUCAUGGCCGUCAUCUGCAAAGAAUCGUGCAAUGAAAAUGUCAUUGGAGGCCUGCUCAAUGUGUUUGUCUGGAUUGGUUAUCUCUCCUCAGCUGUCAAUCCACUGGUGUAUACAUUGUUCAAUAAGACUUAUAGGUCCGCCUUCUCACGGUACAUUCAGUGUCAGUACAAGGAAAACAGAAAGCCCCUGCAGUUAAUUUUAGUGAACACUAUACCAACGCUGGCCUACAAGUCUAGUCAGCUCCAGGUGGGACAAAAAAAGAACACGCAGGAAGAUGCUGAGAAGACAGGUAAUGACUGCUCCAUGGUUACACUAGGGAAGCAACACUCAGAAGAGACUGGUACAGACAAUAUUGAAACCGUGAAUGAAAAGGUUAGUUGUGUGUGAUGGACAGGACGUUGGGACAAUUGCCCAUGUGAACAAGUUUAUACCCAUGUGUGUGGAGACGGGGAUAAGGGGGCUGGGCUAAAUGAGACUACUCCAGUGGACCAACUAUAAUGUCCUGACAGCAUUUGAGCUAGGAGUGGUACUAUGCUUUUAACAUUGCCAAUGAGAUCUCUAAAAUCAUUGGCCUUUAUUGUACAAUUGUAACGAGGCAUAAAAUCCAUCUAAUUAACUUCUAUUGCCAAAUAGAAACCUGGCUGCCAUGUUGUUGAUGGGUAGCAUGGGAGUCGGUGACCUAUUAUUGUAUAUAAAAAUAGCUAGAAAUACUGAAAAUAAUGAGUAGUCUCUUUAAAAAAAUGUUUCAAAUUCACCACGACAUAUAUUUUGAAAAGAAAAAUAGACAGUAUUAUGACAUUUGUAUUGCUAAUAUAAUUCAUUGAAAUACUUG